Messenger RNA from Engraulis encrasicolus (European anchovy), 1224 nucleotides. RefSeq lists its product as uncharacterized. The record is from RefSeq and is a predicted model, not a curated record. The transcript is spliced from 7 exons. Lineage: Eukaryota; Metazoa; Chordata; Actinopteri; Clupeiformes; Engraulidae. The coding region runs from base 165 to 845 and encodes 226 amino acids.
AGGUAAACAUGAAGGAGUAAGCUUGGCUAGCCUAGCUGUGUCACCAGUCACCAGCAAAUCGGCCACCAGACACCCGGACGUCCAGAAGCAAGAUAACUCCUCACUCUUCUGUCAAGUUACUACAAGGAUUCAUCGUCCCACAUAAGGCUCGACAGUUGUGAGAAAUGGUGAACGGACGUGAAGGGGAGGAGGACAUUUCCUUAACCCCCAAGCAUAAGCAGACCUCCCAUAUCCCUGGCCUGUCUCUCGCCAUGCAUGAUGCCGACAAUGAGGAGAAUGCCAGCAGGCGCCGCAUAGGCAUCGUGGAGACAGAUUCAAAUUAUGUGAAGCUUGCAAAACAAGGGGGACACAAAGGGUUAUUGUGGCAUGAGGAUACAACUCUGAGCGUCAGAAAGCCUACGCCAUACAAGCCACCUGCUUGGUUCAGCAAUGACACAGUUGACCAUAUGCCUCUCAGCACGACUAAAAGAACCGGUGCAGGGUUCUUGGGGCACGAAGAGUUCCAGAAAGGUCCAAAGAUGUCCACCACGCAGCCGCUAGAUAGUCCCUUUGGGGGGGACAAUAAGUCAGCUUGGCAACGAGAGGCUGAUAGAGUUGCUACUGAAGAGAUACGUGCCAUUGACAAUUCAGCAAAUCAACUGAAGGAGCUCACCAUAACCCCACAACACUUCCAGGAUUCCAAGUUCAGAAAGCACUCUUCAAGCAAGAACCCCGCCCCGGUCAGCAUGGCCAAGCUCUUGAGCUUCGCUUACUUGGAGGAGGACAGGACUCCCGCCAGAUCCUCAGCACACAGUCCGAGGUCUCCUCUGACAGGCAGCCCAGUCGGCCUGGAGGUGCCUGAGUAGCCUCUGGGGCCGGCUGACAAAGACUGAGGGGCUCAGUGUCCACCUCUGGCAGCCUGGCUGCUGCCUCUGCCCCUCUCAUCACCGGGGAUGGGCUCUGCGCUUCAGAGGAAAAUACUGUCCCCUUUCCCCAAGUUUAAAAAAAAAAUGUUCUGCACUUGUGUGCGUGUGUGGUUCUGUGUGUGCGUGCGUGUGCGUGUGCGUGUACGUGUACGUGUGCGUGUGUGCGCGCGCGUGUGUGUAUGUGUGUGUGUGUGUGUGUGUGUGUGUGUGUGUGUGUGUGUUUGUGUGUGUCUUCCUGUGUGCACUAAGUGAGGUGUGUUCUUUGACUGUGUGACCUUGUUUUUUUGAAGAUAUGCUAAUAAAACUGCUCAAGUAUGAA